UAGUCCCAACAGCUAGCCAACAAAAAGCAACCACUCAUCAAACCGGCAUCACAACUGAAAAAGCGAGGAAUAUUCUCCCAAGCUUAAACCAAAUUUUUGUAGCCUAGACGCCAACGCAUGUUAAAAUGACGCACAUAAACACAAAUUGGUUCCUAGCAUUUUUCGGCGCUCUUGUAGCCUUGGAGCUAGUAAAAAGCUCGGAAAACAAUGAGUACAUGAAGCGGGAACACAGUCUAGUACGACCAUUUCAAGGCGUUGGCGUUAUACUGCCCCACUGGGAUUUUUUAGGAAACACCAUGGUCACCAGUAACUAUAUAAGACUGACCCCGGAUUUGCAAUCAAAAAGCGGCGCACUAUGGAACUACUCGCCCGUUAUGGGACGCAAUUGGGAGGUUCACGUCGGGUUCAAAGUACACGGGAAGGGCAAUGAACUGUUUGGUGACGGAUUUGCCAUUUGGUACACAAAAGAUCGUAUGCAAACAGGUCCAGUAUUUGGCAGCAAAGAUCAUUUCUCUGGACUAGCAAUCAUAUUGGAUACCUACAGUAAUCACAAUGGUCCACAUAAUCACCAGCAUCCAUACUUGAGUGCGAUGGUUAACAACGGCACCUGGAGCUACGAUCACGAUAGAGACGGAACGCACACACAGCUGGCUGGUUGUGAAGUGCGCUUCCGUAAUGUGGAUUACGAUACAUUUAUAAGCAUACGCUAUGAGAACGAUGUGCUGUCCGUUUCGACGGAUCUCGAAGAUCGAAACGAAUGGAAAAACUGUUUUGUGGUCAACAAUGUGGAGCUGCCCACUGGCUAUUUCUUUGGCAUGUCUGCAACAACGGGAGAUUUGUCCGAUAACCAUGACAUUCAUAGCUUCAAGUUCUUCGAUAUAGACACAACUAUCAGUCACGAUGAGAUCUUGCGUCGCAGCAACAUUAUUCCAAAUGCCAAAACAUUUGAAGCGCCGCGUGAACACAAAGAAGAUCCGAAACCAGGAAUGUCAAAUGCCAAAAUAUUUUUCAUACUGCUCUUAGUAGUCUUGGUGACCGCUGGUGUGGCCAUAUUUGCAAUUUCAUAUUACAAGGAUCGCAACGCACGAAAACGUUUCUACUGAAAUCGACAGCUACAAC
Drosophila hydei is the source of this 1119-nucleotide messenger RNA. Its product is annotated as vesicular integral-membrane protein VIP36. Lineage: Eukaryota; Metazoa; Arthropoda; Insecta; Diptera; Drosophilidae. Gene Ontology annotation, cellular component: endoplasmic reticulum-Golgi intermediate compartment; endoplasmic reticulum membrane; COPII-coated ER to Golgi transport vesicle. Gene Ontology annotation, molecular function: D-mannose binding. The record is from RefSeq and is a predicted model, not a curated record. Gene Ontology annotation, biological process: endoplasmic reticulum to Golgi vesicle-mediated transport; Golgi organization; endoplasmic reticulum organization. Bases 126 to 1103 code for a protein of 325 amino acids. The transcript is spliced from 5 exons.